CCUAUAAUCUUUCCAUUUCUUUCUUCUCUCUCCUUACUCGGUUCUUCCUACUCCCGAUCCAUCCGCAGAGGGCGGUGUCGGCCUCCUCUCCACCCGACAGCUUGGCCGGCGACGAGCACCACCAGGACACCAGGUAUUUUCUCCCCCUUGGUCUUUCCUCCCUGCUGUACGAAGACGUGCGCCCGUGAUUCGUAGAUUUGACUAUUUUAUGAGUUCACAAGCCACCCAGCAUGAAGUUUUUAGAAUACACCCCCUUCGACAGUAUAAAUUUGUUCCUCGAGCAGCUCGACCUUGGUGAUUGUACAAUCAGAGGGAACCUUGAGGCCUUCUCAUGCAAGCACACUGCGACAGACCGCCGGCUUUCAAUAAGCCUAGAACAUGAGAUUCUUGAUUACCUUGGCAAGUCCUCUGAUAGUGACCCGUCUUCACCAGUGGAGCACUUGGCCUCCAGAUCAAGCCGGAAAACAUUGAUAUAUCUAGUUCUCACUCUUGGCCACAUAUAUCCAGAUUAUGAUUUCAGUGCUGUUCGGGCACACUUGUUCUUCCAAGAAGAGGAGUUGGAAAGUUUCAAGCAGAUGGUAGACACCUACUUAUCUGAUGCCUCUAGGCAAUGGGCAGCCACAAAUGAAGGCAGUUCUCUUCUGGACAGUAUGACUAAAGCAAUUGAUGAGGUUAUCAAAAUUAAAGAGUGUGACAUCUACAGCUAUAAUCCAGACUCUGACGCAGAUCCAGUUCUUGAGAAAGGGGCCAUAUGGUCGUUCAACUACUACUUCUACAAUAGGAAGCUAAAGCGAGUUGUGAGCUUUCGAUGUUACUGCACUAGCAAAUUAUCAGGAGAUGACUUCUUAACCGGUGUUGCGUCUGAUGGUGAAGAGGAAGAUGCCUUGAUUGACAUGGACAUAUGACUGACCGUGUUCUGCUAGCUACCUGAUGUGCGUAUAAUAUAGAACAUGUAUGCUCAUUCCUGGUAGGGAACUUUCAAUAUGACGCACUUUUACCGUUUCCUGUAAAAACCAUGGCACGGUUUAGCUUUGUCUGUAUAUGCGGAUUUGAGAUUUGGUGGCGGGAAACUUCCAAUCCCCUAGGCUUGAACUGCCACGGUAAUUCGGUACUCUGUUGUUUGCUAGACCUGCAAUGAAUAAUGUUGCGCCAACUGAAUUGUUCAAUUUGAUCAAUUGUGAAUUCA
Molecule: messenger RNA, 1186 nt
Organism: Zea mays
Lineage: Eukaryota; Viridiplantae; Streptophyta; Magnoliopsida; Poales; Poaceae
Product: repressor of RNA polymerase III transcription MAF1 homolog
Exons: 11
Coding region: 231-905 (224 amino acids)
Biological process (GO): negative regulation of transcription by RNA polymerase III
Cellular component (GO): nucleus
Molecular function (GO): RNA polymerase III core binding
Source: RefSeq, a predicted model, not a curated record